Colletotrichum karsti is the source of this 1995-nucleotide messenger RNA. RefSeq lists its product as uncharacterized. The transcript has a single exon. The record is from RefSeq and is a predicted model, not a curated record. Bases 1 to 1995 code for a protein of 664 amino acids. Lineage: Eukaryota; Fungi; Ascomycota; Sordariomycetes; Glomerellales; Glomerellaceae.
AUGCCGCCACGACUCCCACUGAGGCCAAUCGCCGACGGCCUGAGCAGGCCUUCGUCGGGCCGCGCCGUGUGCCUGUUUUGCUCCCUCACGACGACGACCACCCCGAGAUCCUCGCGAACGACCCGACGCACCGCCAGACGAGACGCCGUCAAGCAGCAGCGCCGACACUUCCAGUCCUCCACGCACGCGAUUCACUCCUCGGCACCACCACCAGCGGCGGCGGAGGGCGCGAACCCGAGGUCGGAGCUGAUCGACAUCCUCCUGGAACUGCAGAAGAACGCCGUCAACCACGUCAACCUCUCCCGGCUGCAACUCGCGCUGCAGGGCCUGCGGCAGGACCCCGGCCGCGAGAACGUGCGCGUCGCGAUCCUCGCGCUGGCGAACGGCGCGGGGGAGCCGGGGAAGACGGCGAGGGGGCUGCUCAGGCUCGUGCUCGCGGAUCCGCUGGGGGACGAGGCGGAGUGGGAGAGGGAGCUGGCCGCGCACGACACGAAGCAGCCGCUCGUCGUCAGGGUCGGGGAGGAGAGGGGGAGGGGCCGGGAGGAGGGCGCUACGACGCUGACGAUAUCCAAGACGAAUCUGCUGCACGAGCUGGACGUGUCCUCGCCCGCGCUGAACGGGCUCGGGGUCGAGUUGUUGCUGAUGGAGGUGAACCCGUUCUCGGCCGCGGGGCCUGGGGAGGCGGCGGGGGUUUGGCGGGGUGAUCUCGAGGAGUCCGUUCUGGUGCCUACCGUCGACAUACCGUCCGCCGAGGGCCGAUACACGCCCGUCACGACGCCCGUGCACAAGGCGCUGGUCGUGUCGGAGGGUGUCAUGGGCGCCGCGGCGGUUGCGGCGCUGCCUCUGACGGACUACCGCGACUCGGUCCUGGCCGCGGUCAACCUGCCGAAGUACCCCGUCGAGGAGGGCGAGCAGCUCACGUUCCAGCCGGUCGACGUGGACGUCGGCAGCAAGGGCCUGGGGCGCAUCCGCGAGAACAUCGGCAACGCGAUGGAGUACGAGCGCGCGUGGUACAAGAGCAACGUCCCCGCCGUCGUCCAAUGGCUCAAGACGGGCGUGCAGAGCUCCUCCGAGGGCCAGACCAGCACCAUCGCCACCAAGCCCGCCGUCCGGAUCCACAUCGCCUCGCUGCUGCGCAACACCCUCGCGGAAAUCGAGGCUGAGGAGGCGCGUCUGCUAUCCAGGCGUCUACCCGCCGCCGCCGCCGCCGACGCCUCGCCCAAAGUGGCCCUCAUGAACGAGAGGCUGGCAGAGUGGUCGCAGUUCGCGCACGAGGAGCUCCAGCAGCAGCUCGACCUCGCGUUCGCGGGCACGAGGUGGCGCAAGCUGGGGUGGUGGAAGCUCUUCUGGCGCGUGGACGACGUGGGCGUUCUCACGAGCGAGAUGCUGAGCCAGCGGUUCCUCCCGGGAGCGGAGCGGGAGCUGGUCUACCUCGCAGGCCGCAUCGCCGAGUCCGGCGUCGUGCCGGCCGUCGAGGCGCCGCGGUACGCCCAGCCGACGUCGGAGCUACUCACAACACCACAACAAACGAAGACGGUCACCAAGGUCACGAACCAGCCGCCAAAGUGGCCGACGCACAUCUCCUUCACCCGGCGCUACCUCCACGAAGAAACGGUCCCCGCACUACAAGCCCUGGCGCAGAAACUCGUGCUCCAGGCCUCCAGCACCUCCGCCCUGACGAGCGCGCUCGCGGGCCUGCUGUACGUCUCGCAGUACGCGUCCUCGGUGUACGAGGCGGGCGCCGUGGCGGCGCUCGGCGUGGUCUGGAGCCUGCGCAACCUGCAGAAGAAGUGGGAGACGGCGCGGACGUUCUGGGAGGGCGAGGUGCGCGAGGAAGGGCGGAAGGCGGUCAGGGGCGUCGAGCAGAGCGUCGCGGAGAGGUUGGACGCGCGCGGCGGCGGCGGGGAGGAGGAGGCCGUGGAGGGGGUGGAGGAGCUGCGCAGGGCGAAGGAGCUCGUGGAGAAGGCCGAAGAUGCGCUGAGGCGGCUUGAGUAG